Molecule: messenger RNA, 1282 nt
Organism: Alternaria alternata
Lineage: Eukaryota; Fungi; Ascomycota; Dothideomycetes; Pleosporales; Pleosporaceae
Exons: 3
Coding region: 1-1098 (365 amino acids)
Source: RefSeq, a predicted model, not a curated record
AUGGACGACUACCAGUUCCAGGACUUUGGCAACGUUGACGACACCGCCCUGCAGACCCCUCUGUGUUUUCCAAUUGGUUACUCGGGCUGGGAUAGUCAAGCAUACAAUGUCCCUCAAAGCUGGAUCACGACACCGAACACAUUCGACUGGCAUACAGGGGUCCAAGACCAUAUCAAUCCAAACAACUACAUUCCCCCCGAGACUCAUGUAGGCUGGCUUGAACCGGUGUUGUCAACCCCGCUAGGAGGGUUUGAGCUCUCCAGGAAUGAUGCUGCACUUCAAGAUUUGAAUAACUACUGGAAUAUCACGCUCCCGGAAGUUGGCUACACCGAAAGUAGCACUGUCGGUUCUGGAUUGAGCUCUCUUUCUACAGUAGACCCGGCUGUCGAGAUCAGGCCUGCUAGCUUUGCAGCGCCACAGUAUCAGCCGCAUCAUGUCAAAAAGAAGUGUGCCAUAAAACAAUGUGGAUUCCACUAUGUCGUCCCACAAGAUGGCAAACAUCAUAUGCAGACUAUGCAUCAGGGCAUGACUUCAUGCGAUCAGUGUCAGGAAGUAUUCAUGUCUGCAGGAUAUUUAGAGCUACAUACUAUCGACUCUGGUCACACUGCUUUCUUGUGCAAGCAAGAAGAUUGCGAAAAAGGAUUCACCCGACUGGACACAUAUUCAAGACACCAAAUAAGUCAUCAAAAGGACGCCAAACGUUUCCCUUGCAAAUACUGCAAGAAAUACAGAGGAAAGAAUGGCUUCAAACGCAAAGACCAUCUCACCCAACACGUUCGCAACUAUCACCACAUCGGUGAAGAUGACAUCUCUGUCUCGUGCCAUCGUAAGUGGUGCCCAAAGGCAGAUUGCACAAAGUCAAAGCCAGUCGGAGCAUAUUGGUCCUCUACUGAGAAUGCCUUCCUAUCGUCGAAGGAAUGGACCAACCACAUACGCACUGAGCAUGACGAAUCCGCACUCUCCUGCCCACAACCAGGUUGCGAUCGCGUCAACGGCAAAGGCUAUUUCAGCGACGCCGCCCUACGGAGCCAUUUGCGCAAAGUCCAUGGCACGGACGGGUCUUUCGAUACGAGCAUUCGAAACUACCUAGGUAUUUGAAUUCGCACUAAGGCCGAAAACUCGGUAUGAGACGAACCAAGCAGCAAUCAAGCACAGCCGUCUUUUAGUCAUGAGGGGUGGAUUUCCUUUGUUUUUUUGUUUUUCUGUCAAACCAAAACGCUACAAAAACACAUGUAAAAAGAGGCGGCAAGCAUACGAACGUUGUCCUGCUCAAACAUGGAAA